CGCCCCUUGAGGCAUGGGGCGGGGUAGGUGAGGACCUCCUCCCUCAUUCCCUCUUGGGCCGCGCCGCCCCUCUCUCUCGCCCCUCCUCCUCCCUUUCCCACCCCUCGGAGUGGAGCUGCACAUGCGGCUGCUCCCUGUUCUGUCCCGCCCAGCCACCCUCGCUCAGGAACGGGUCCCUGCAGCCCCCAGCCGAUGGCAGGACAGUAGCCGCCUGUCAGGGGUCGCGAAGGGCUGAGGCAGAGGCAGAGGCUCCCGGGCCUCAGAUAGUGGCUGUCUCUGGAGGCCAUGGGCUACCCUGAGGUAGAGCGCAGGGAACCCCUGCCUUCAGCAGCGCCAAGGGAGCGGGGCAGCCAGGGCUGCGGCUGUCGCGGGGCCCCUGCUCGAGCGGGCGAAGGGAACAGCUGCCGACUCUUCCUGGGUUUCUUUGGCCUCUCGCUGGCCCUCCACCUGCUGACGCUGUGCUGCUACCUAGAGUUGCGGUCCGAAUUGCGGCGGGAACGGGGAACUGAGUCCCGCCUCAGCGGCCCGGGUGCUCCUGGCACCUCUGGCACCCUAAGCAGUCCUGGUAGCCUCGACCCUGUGGGUCCCAUCACCCGCCACCUCGGGCAGCCGCCCUUUCAACAGCAGCCUUUGGAACCAGGAGAAGAUCCACUCCCCCCUGACACCCAGGACCGGCACCAGAUGGCCCUCCUGAAUUUCUUCUUUCCUGAUGAAAAGGCAUAUUCUGAAGAGGAAAGUAGGCGUGUUCGCCGCAAUAAAAGAAGCAAAAGUGGAGAAGGAGCAGAUGGUCCUGUUAAAAACAAGAAAAAGGGAAAGAAAGCAGGGCCUCCUGGGCCCAAUGGCCCCCCUGGCCCUCCAGGACCUCCAGGACCCCAGGGACCCCCAGGGAUUCCAGGAAUUCCUGGGAUUCCAGGAACAACUGUUAUGGGACCACCUGGCCCUCCUGGCCCUCCUGGUCCUCAAGGACCCCCUGGCCUCCAAGGACCUUCUGGUGCUGCUGAUAAAACUGGAACUCGAGAAAACCAGCCAGCUGUGGUGCAUCUGCAGGGCCAAGGGUCAGCAAUUCAAGUCAAGAAUGAUCUUUCAGGUGGAGUGCUCAAUGACUGGUCCCGCAUCACUAUGAAUCCCAAGGUGUUUAAGCUACAUCCCCGCAGCGGGGAGCUGGAGGUACUGGUGGACGGCACCUACUUCAUCUAUAGUCAGGUAGAAGUGUACUACAUCAACUUCACUGACUUUGCCAGCUACGAGGUGGUGGUGGAUGAGAAGCCCUUCCUGCAGUGCACCCGCAGCAUUGAGACAGGAAAGACCAACUACAACACUUGCUAUACUGCAGGCGUGUGCCUCCUCAAGGCCAGGCAGAAAAUUGCCGUGAAGAUGGUGCACGCUGACAUCUCUAUCAAUAUGAGCAAACACACCACCUUCUUUGGGGCCAUCAGGCUGGGCGAAGCCCCUGCCUCCUAGAUUCUCCCAUUCCAUCCUGGCCCUUGCCCCUGCCCCAGGUUUGGGAGCCAGGACUCCCAGAACCUCUAAGUGCUGCUGUGGAGUGAGGUAUAUUGGCGUUGCAGCCACAGAGAGAAAUGCCCCAGUGCUAUUUAUUCCCCAGUGACUCCAGGAUGACAAGGCCUAUGUGACUUCCCAGAAUGACCUUGAGUUGCCAGGGCAGUUGAUGAAGCCCCAGGGUUUUCAAGAAGCAGAACCUUCUUAGGCUACCUGCUGACUGGCUUGUGGUGACUCCUCAACCCCUAGGUCCCUUACCAGAUUUAUCAUUUGUUGCACUAAACUGAGGAUCUAAGACAGUAGGCCACAAAAAGCAAAAGUGCACUCCAGAUUCUAGGAGUGACUGUCUGACUCCAAGGGGGCUUCUGCUUCUCUCUUGGCCGGGAGUGGCAUUAGGUUGCAACUUAAGGAGAGGGUAAGGUCAGAAGAAGGCAAGUGCUUGUGGCAGAGACCCAGGCAAUAACCUGCCAAGCAAGCAUCCUUGGCAGAGGAGCCAUUCUUGCUGUAUUGCACUAUAACCUACAAGAGGCUCAAAAAACUCUUCCCACUCAGGUGGAGAGGUACACUGUGGCAGCUUGCUGGACUCCAGAGCUGGAAACUUUGCUCUGCCUUAGAAUCAUUGAAGGCAUGGCCACAAGCCUGCCUAUGUAAGAACCCAAAUCUAUAGUUGGGGCCAUGCAUUUCUCUUUGUUUACAGCUAUGUUCCACGUUCUGAAAACUGCCUGGAGUCUUCCCACCAGUCACUCUCCCAAGACUGCCUAGAAAUUCUAUCUUCUUUCUCCACAGUGCCUACCUCUGUCUGAGACAGGUGCCUCAUGUGGGACUCAUGCUCACAUGAGUCUUGUGUAGUCUUUAAAUAACCUUGGCACGAAGAAUCAUCCAUUGAUUAAGCAAUACAAUUAUUAGUCAUCUAAUUCUAACUAAGUUGUGUCUGGGAACAGACGAUUAAACAGAAUGACCUCUAAAAGCCCUUUAGAGUUUGAAUAUUGGUGUCUCUCAACAGUUACCUGCCACAAUAGACUUUUGAAUCUCCAAACCCUAGACUCUCUUGGAUCUUACCAAAGCACGAUUUUUAUACCUUGCCCAGAAAGAGGGAGACGUGGAAAUCUUAAACAGGGAGUUUUGUCUAUGUUUGUUGCAACCCAAAUGAUCAUUAGGUCAGCCCAAGUGACCAUUAGGUCAGGUCUUAUCUGAAAGAACAGAAGCUGAUGGCCCACUCACCCAGUCUUCCUUAAGAAACAGAUUACUGUCACCAUAGAGCUCUGUGCUGCUCUCCCAGAGCCAGACUCAAGAGAAAUCAAUUGUCUGGCUAUUGUGCCGGGCUCGGAUCCCUAGUUCAGAUCCAAAGGCACCUCCACCAAUUUUCCUGCAUAGUCAUAUUCUAGGAUUAUUCACAGAGUUUCUUUCCAAUUGCCUGGCUUCAGGAUUCCAGGUGCUGCCCAAAGCAGGGAGGAUCAACCUUUUACAGCCUGCUCCUCUUGCUCUUGAAAUGUAUUUCUUUUUGAAGAGACGGAGAAUACAUCCCUGAUAUUCAUUAAGAACAAAAGGUUUCUCUGCUUCCAUUUCCAAGUAGCCACAUUGUUUGGUCUUAAGAGGGUCAGGGCAAGAGGUGGUAGGCUAAGCCUCCUUUGUCUAAUGCUAAUGACAGCCUUACAACCAGAACUGAGGUAAACUUUAGACAUGCAUCUGACCCUGAAGGCCUUGAACAAUCAGCAGUGGUAACAGGAACUAACAGACCCUCUCCUCGGGAUUUGAAGAUCACUUCCUCUUUUACUAUUUCCUUUGAAGAAGGCAGGGUAGGGACUAUCACAGUUCCCUUGUAUAGGGAAGGCCCGGAGAGGUAAAGAGCUUUGACUAAGACCUCACACAGCACAAGUCACAGACCUGAGCCUUUAGUGAGGUCUGACUCCCACGCUAGUUCCUUACCACAGUACUGUCUGGAAUUUGGGAUCCAGGAAGAACAAAUAAAGCUGGUCAUAUGGAACUGACAUCAUUGGGGUCCUAGGGACAAACCUGACAUCAUUGGAGGUCCUAGGGACAAACCUAGCAAUGCCUAAUUUUCAUUACUUGAUGGCACUGCUUGUUCUCUUGGCUGUCAGGAGUUCUUUGGAAGAAGACUGGGUAUUUUCUUGGGAAACAGCCCCAGUAAUCAACCUUAAGAGUUCUUGUCUUGAGAAGAAUCUUCCAUUCAAGCUCUGGUUCCACAGAAUGCCUUUAGGAUCUUUCACCCAUAUGAUAAAAGCAGUAACUAUCACACAAGCCAUCACACUUCCAUUCCUAACACUAGACACAAGUGCUGGGAGCCAGUCUGAUUCCUGUAGUUUCAUGGACUCUUUGUCUCCAUCUGCCAUAUUACAAAGCCCUUGAUGUUGCCAGAGUCUCUCAAGAAUAGGGGGAAACCUGAGAGGACCAUUCUAAAGCCAGAUGACUGUGAGGAAAGCUGUUUCCUAACUGUGCCCCUGCAGGAAUGCCAACCCCACCCAUCAAACUCUCUGUGCAUAGAGAUCAUAGGAGAAUUAGGCUUCUCUCUACCCUUUCUUCAUUCUAAGCCCUCACAAGGAGCCCUAGAGGAAGAGGGUUGGGGAAGGAAGUAGUAGAGAGUGGGAGGCCUGUGUGCUGUAAUCAUUGGCAAAGUGGUGAAGCAUUUUAGUGAUAGCAGGAUAGGAAGAUAGAUUUACAGUUUGGAAUUGUUAUGAUGUGAAGUUACCCCAAGGCUAACAGAGAGAAUGGGACAUGUUUGGGUCAGCAGGUGACAGGUUUGAAGAAAAUUUGCAUGGCAGGAACCUGUACCAGCUGCUUGAGAUUCAGAAUCUCAAAAUGCAGCUGCUGGGUAUUAUUUGGCUACUGGUUCCCUGGAAGAUGUAGCAUUUGCCUUAGCUGCCCCUUUAGCCAUCCUGAGUCAUAUCUCUGUAGCUUAGGAAGCAAGAGUUAAGGACCCCAGAGGUAAGCAAGGACUUGGAUCCUCAUGUGAGUGCUUGUGUUUUAUGCAUCUUCUAGUAGAUGCAAACAGAUUUAGAGAAAUUUUGACUUAGAAAGGCAAUUAGAGGGAAGACAGCCCAGCCUACAUCCCAUCCUGUUACUCAUAUGAAACUGAUGCUCAGACAGUGAACAGGUCCCCACCUCCAGACUCAGCAAUGAAAAGGGGCAGCCUGUUCCAUGGGGGUCUUCUCUUUCAUAUACCCACAGACUCAAGGCUAGAAGUGCUUGUCUCUCUUCAGGAGCCUGACCAGGCAGGGAGUGUGGCUGCAGUCUUCAUCCGAACUCCUCUCCUCACACACUCCCCCAAGGCAUUUGUGCAGCUCCUGCCUCUGGACUGGAAGGCUCUAAACUGGCUCAGAGCCAGGCAGUUUUUAGUCCUCCACAGUGUUACCUGAGGUCCCACCCUUGCCUGGGUGUACCUAGGCCAUGUGCACCCCAGAACCUGAUUUGUUUUCUUAAUCCAUUUCAGGGCUCUUUCUAGGAGGGGCCUGAGGUGUGUUUCUUUAUUCAAAAAGCUUCCAGCUGAGAUGGGGGUGAGGGGAUUUGUUGUGAGAAUGGCCUGGAGCAGGCUAUUGCUGCUUUGGGGGGUCAGCAUCCUGUGUGAGAUAAUGUGUAUAUAAACUAUAUAUAUAUAUAAUGUAUAUAAACAGGGAUGUAAGUUUGUGUAAAUUAAUGGUUUCUUCUUUGCAAAUAAAGUGAUCCCCUCCCCA
Molecule: messenger RNA, 5186 nt
Organism: Mesocricetus auratus (golden hamster)
Lineage: Eukaryota; Metazoa; Chordata; Mammalia; Rodentia; Cricetidae
Gene: Eda
Product: ectodysplasin A
Exons: 8
Coding region: 286-1461 (391 amino acids)
Biological process (GO): animal organ development; immune response
Cellular component (GO): membrane
Molecular function (GO): death receptor binding; tumor necrosis factor receptor binding; death receptor agonist activity
Source: RefSeq, a predicted model, not a curated record